Molecule: messenger RNA, 1361 nt
Organism: Cicer arietinum (chickpea)
Lineage: Eukaryota; Viridiplantae; Streptophyta; Magnoliopsida; Fabales; Fabaceae
Product: peroxidase 45-like
Biological process (GO): response to oxidative stress; hydrogen peroxide catabolic process
Molecular function (GO): heme binding; peroxidase activity
Source: RefSeq, a predicted model, not a curated record
UCUUUUCACUGAUAAUAAGAUUGAACUACAAUUACUUUGUAAUUGGAGACGUAGACAUAUUUUUCCAAUUCUCGUUACCAAACAUCACAUUUCAUUGUUUGCGUUUUAUCGUUUUAUUUAUCUUUUGAACCGAGUUGUUGUUCGAACACCCUUUAACUAUAUAACCAUGCAGUCACUAAAACCAACUAAGCCAAAUAUUUCAUACACUAUAGAACCAACACAACAACAACAACAAAAUGAGUUCUCACACCUUCCUUGUUAACCUCUUUCUUUUGCAACUCAUAGCUAGUACUUGUCAUGCAGCAAAACUUAGUAUUGACUAUUACAAAAACACAUGUCCAAAUGUUGAAUCAAUAGUCCACAAUGCAGUUGAGAUGAAACUUCAACAAACAUUUGUUACAGCACCUGCUACACUUAGACUCUUCUUCCAUGAUUGUUUUGUUCAGGGUUGUGAUGCUUCUGUUAUGUUAGCUUCAAGAAACAGCACUUCAGAGAAAGAUAAUCCUAUCAAUCUUUCAUUAGCUGGUGAUGGAUUUGACACUGUGAUCAAAGCCAAAGCUGCAGUUGACAGUGUUCCUGGCUGUCAAAACAAGGUUUCAUGUGCUGACAUUUUGGCAUUGGCAACUAGAGAUGUCAUAGCAUUGACAGGAGGACCAUCUUAUGAAGUAGAGUUGGGAAGACUAGAUGGAAGAAUCUCUACAAAAGCAAGUGUGACAAACCAUCUACCUCAUCCUGAAUAUAAACUAGCAAAGCUAACAAAAAUGUUUGCUUCACAUGGCCUCACCCUUACUGAUCUAAUUGCUCUAUCAGGAGCACAUACUAUUGGAUUCUCUCACUGCAGCCAGUUUUCCAAAAGAAUUUACAACUUCAGAAGUGGGAAGAUAAUUGAUCCAUCACUUAAUCCAUCAUAUGCAAAACAGCUUCAACAAGUGUGUCCAAAAGAUGUGGACCCCAGAUUAGCCAUUGACUUGGACCCUACUACACCUAGAACAUUUGAUAAUCAGUAUUACAAGAAUCUUCAGAAAGGAAUAGGACUACUCUCUUCUGAUCAAUCUUUGUUUACUCAUAAAAGUUCAAAAAGCCUAGUGAACUUGUUUGCAUCCAACAACACAGCCUUCGAAAAAUCUUUUGUCAUUGCUAUAACAAAGCUCGGCCGAAUCGGGGUCAAAACUGCAAGCCAAGGCGAAAUCAGGCACAAUUGUGCGAUGAUUAACUGAGUCAUUCACUUUGUUUUGUGAUCAUUAUGAAAUAUUUCUUUUAGUUUCUUGUUGUUUUAUUCUUUCUGUUGUAAAGAAUGUACAAGGCUGGUCUAGGAAUGAGGAUAAUAAAACAAAUAAAAAUGUUAUCAUUGCAUUUUCCAA